Molecule: messenger RNA, 2850 nt
Organism: Cucurbitaria berberidis CBS 394.84
Lineage: Eukaryota; Fungi; Ascomycota; Dothideomycetes; Pleosporales; Cucurbitariaceae
Exons: 3
Coding region: 1-2850 (949 amino acids)
Biological process (GO): phospholipid transport
Cellular component (GO): ERMES complex; endoplasmic reticulum
Molecular function (GO): lipid binding
Source: RefSeq, a predicted model, not a curated record
AUGAGCGGAGACUGGGGGUAUGGGACCGUACUGAAGAUCUUCGUAUGGGGGUACUUGAUAGGAGGACUGACUCUUCUUCCGGCCGUGCUUGCACUCGCCUGGUUCCUAUGUACCACGCCAGUUGACCACGAGAGCCUUGGAGGAACAGCCCCCAACGGCGGAGUAGAGGGACGCAGAAAGUCUAAUGGAUCGAUGAGUGGGAACGAUGAAGACAGUAACAACCUGGGCUUUGGGCUAGAUGACGAGAUAUUGGAGAAGUUGAAAGGAAGAACUCAUGUACCCGACGUAUUUGCUGGGUACUUCGCCGUAUGUCGCGAGUAUGUGCCUGGCGGUAUCAACGGGAAACCCCCAGAUCGUACGACUCCUGCCGGUGCUGUAGUAUCCAUGGAGAGCCCUAGUGUGUAUCAGUCCAUGUACAGGAGUAUCUUUGACCGGAAUAAAACCAUGAGCCCGACAAUCGAGGCUUCGAACGCGAGAAGCAAGAAGGCGCGGAAUGUCUUCUACGUCGUGUUACGGCUCGGACACUUGAUGCUCUACGACAACGAAGACCAAAUCGAGGUCCGCCAUGUGAUCUCUCUUGCGCACUACAAAGCCGACGUAUACUCUGGUGGAGACCGCAUCCCUGAAGGCGAGUUGUGGAUUAAGCGAAACUGCAUUCGGUUGAUUCAAAAGCUCGAUGGCGAUGCUGCCGUAGAGGCCAAAGCAUUUUAUCUCUUCUCCGACAAUUGCUCGGAGAAGGAGGACUUUUACCACGCGAUGCUCCAGGCGCAGGAACACCACAAGGACCACGCCGCUAGCAAUCUGCCUCCUAUUCCGCUCAAGUUCGAGACACCGGACCUUGUCAAGCUCGUCCAGCAGUUGCAUGCCUCAGAAGAGAACUUGCACACCCGCUGGAUCAACGCCCUGAUCGGCAGGGUCUUCCUUGCUCUCUACAAAACGUCAGAGGUGAAGAACUUCAUUGCGACGAAGAUCAACAAGAAGAUAGCUCGCGUGCGUAAGCCUGCACUCAUCAGCAGCAUUCAAUUGCGCAGCGUUGAUAUGGGAACCCUACCACCUUUCAUUACAAAUCCAAAGCUCAAGGAGCUUACUGUCGAUGGCGAUCUUGUCGUAGAAGCCGACGUCAGCUACAAGGGCAACAUCCGAAUUGAAAUCUCGGCGACUGCACGAAUCGAUCUGGGAGCUCGCUUCAAGGCGCGUGAAGUGACCCUCGUUCUUGCAACCGUCCUGAAGAAGCUCGAUGGACAUUUUCUCAUUAGGAUCAAGCCGCCUCCGAGUAACAGGCUCUGGAUAACGUUCGAAUCACCACCGCGGAUGGAGCUAGCACUCGAGCCAAUUGUGAGCUCGCGACAGAUUACUUAUGGCGUUGUACUGAGGGCUAUCGAGAGUCGUAUACGAGAGGUCGUCAACGAGACAUUGGUAUUGCCGAAUUGGGACGACAUGCCGUUCACGGACACGAUUGCGCAGAUCAUACGCGGGGGGAUCUGGGAAGGUGACAAGAUGGGUGAAAUAGAGGAGCUUCCUAAGAUCAAGCACGAUGAUGCUGCAAUGGAAUCCGCAAUUCCCGAUCUUGAGAAACUCGACGAGAACGCGGACGCCGGCUCGCACCUAUCUAUUUCCUCCAGCAUUGAGUCUGAGGAACUCGGAACUGGCAUUUCCAGUUCAACAGACUACAAGUCAUCGUCUGUGAGACCCCGACCAUUGCGAUCGGCAUCCUCUACAGCACAAGUCAAGCUCGAUUCAGCGAAUGCUUCAGCCGAGAUUGUGAACGACCGCGAAAGCAAGACACCAACAAGCAUACGGUCGCUUCCUAUCCCGUCGCCAAUGAGAUCACCAUUCCCACCUGGAAUCUCGGAUAUUACAGCAGAGUCUUCGAGCAGUUCGGCUGAGGACGUGACUACAGCUUCGAUUUCAGGAGCGAGCACGAGGUCAGCCCCCAUUCCCGAGACCGAGAAGGGACACGCACGCAUGAGGUCAAAAGACUUGACCGCUCAAGAAAUUGCAGCUGCCGCCGCCGCCGCAGCUAGCGCAACGAACGCAACAAAAAAGCAGACCCUCAACCAGUCGCUUAACUCGGCUACAGCAGCAGCGAGAAACUGGCUCGUCUCGAAACAGAAUCCACAAUCCUCGCGGACCAACAAUCCUAUAGGGAGCAAAAAUAGUCUAAUCAACAACAGACCACUGUCCUCUGAGGGCCAAGGCUUGGACGGUGACGGCGCAACGGAGUCAUCCCCUUCCGUAUCAAAGUCACAUACUGAGCCAAUGGGUCGAGGCCAGCCUUUGCCACCUCUAGGGCAGCCGCUCCCACCACCUGCAAAGCCGGAUAAGCGGCAGACCUGGACCUUGCCAGCAGCGUCUACAUUUGCCAAUCUGGCAAAGAGGAAGCCUAUCUCGACGACACCCGUUUUGUCUGAAAGGAAGAGCAAGGAACAGCUUGUCCCUCCUACAGAUACCCAGCAGGCAAGUGACGCCACACAAGACAGUGAGGACAUUUUUCGCAGGAAGUCCCACUCCACUCAAGACAAGCCGCCGCCACUGCCACGUAGAAAGUCUUCAGUCGGAAGUACCACGCCUUCGACGCCGCCGCCUGCCCUCCCUAAGCGACGGCAACGUCAGCCGAGUCUGAACCUGAGUUCGCAUAACCGCCGUCCUAGCCAGAAGCAAAAUCAUAUGGAUGAGCUUGGGGACGAGGCAGGAGAGAGCCUGUUUGUCGUUCCAGCGCCGCUAGUCGAGGGUAGCGCGCCGACUAGCCCGACAAGUGGCGAAGGGAGAGCUGAGUCGAUUAGGGGAGAUGGAGAGAGUGGGAAGGUAUCAUUAGCGUCAGACAAGGCGAGUGAGCGAGGUAUAACGUAG